This is a messenger RNA of Cornus florida, 1648 nucleotides long. RefSeq lists its product as uncharacterized. Gene Ontology annotation, cellular component: membrane. The record is from RefSeq and is a predicted model, not a curated record. The transcript is spliced from 10 exons. NCBI's taxonomy places the organism in Eukaryota, Viridiplantae, Streptophyta, Magnoliopsida, Cornales, Cornaceae. The coding region runs from base 243 to 1316 and encodes 357 amino acids.
AAUAAAAAUCAAGAAAGGAAAAAAAAAUCAGAUUCGCUUCUUCGUCCUACACUGUCAGCGGUGCCCUUUCUUUCUUUAUAUUCUAUUCCUUCAAAAUUCCAGUACACCGGUUGUCUCUAUUUUAUUAGUAUAUAUGUGUAUAUGCAUCUGUGAUUUGUAUAAUUACAUGACCUAGACGGUGAUUGAGGAAUUUAAUUUACUACUAUCAAUCAAGUAUCGUUUUCUCAAUCGGUCUAGCAGAGAUGGGUGAGAACUCCCAUGGAACCACGGCCGAAGAAGUAUCUAGACUGGUCGAGUUAGCCAAAGAGUUACAGGACUCAGCUUCGUCCCUAAUUUCAAGAACGUCGCGGGACGAAGAAGCUCUUCGAUUGCGAGCCCUCGCGCUGGAUUCCGAUAUCCACCGACUCCGUUCCUCCCUCAAGAAAGCAGACUUCAAUUCCCAAGAGGCCGAAAAAUUGCAAGAAGAGGUAUACAGAGCUAGCUAUGCAUUAAGUGAAGGAGAUGCGGCAGCAUUUCUUCCGAGUAAAUCUCAAGGAAGGUUUUUGAGAAUGUUUCUUGGUCCAAUUAGUGUUCGCACCACUCGGAAGGAUAUUAAACUCAAAGUGAAAGAGGAAUACAAUGCUUUCAGAGAUAGGACUGCACUUCUGUUUCUGUUUUUCCCAUCUCUGAUACUGGUGUUAAGGUCUUGGAUUUGGAAUGGAUGCUUACCUGCAUUUCCAGUUCAGCUUUAUGAGGCAUGGUUGUUAUUUCUCUACACAGGUUUGGCUUUGCGGGAGAACAUAUUGAGAGUGAAUGGAAGUGAUAUUCGUCCAUGGUGGGUAUGGCAUCACUACUGUGCUAUGACUAUGGCACUCAUCAGUCUCACAUGGGAGAUAGAAAGGGGCCCAGAUUGUGCCCGGAAGCAGAGAGGGGUAGAACUAUUCCUGCAAUGGGCUAUUAUGCAAGGUAUUGCAAUGCUUCUGCAGAAUAGAUACCAAAGGCAAAGACUCUAUACGCGUAUUGCACUCGGCAAGGCCAGGAGAAUGGAUGUUGUGUGGGGAGAAACUGCUGGAGUAGAAGGGCAAUUGUUGCUGCUGUGCCCAAUACUAUUCAUCUUGCAGGGUUUUGAAGCAUAUGUUGGAAUAUUGUUACUUAAAACUGCUUUUGAUGGUGUUGUUUCUGAGUGGCAGGUAGUUACCUGUGGAAUCCUCCUGAUUAUUAUGGCUGUUGGGAAUUUUUCAAAUACUGUGCAGACACUCAUGUCAAAGUCUCGGUUUAAAGCAAAAAUGAAGAGAAAUAAGAGCAAGUCUGAACUAAAUCCUCAAACCCCUUCUUAAGCGUUCGUGAUUUGGGAGACCGUCUCAUCUUUGGUAAAAUAUACGGUAAUGGGCCUGGGCACAUGGAUAUGACAAGUCUUUUGCAACCCAUUCUUACCUCGACACCUUCUCACCUAUAAAUGAGUAUCGAUUCUCACAAAAUCGAAGGUUUUUGUUUUUCAACACCGUCAAGUCUUAAAAUCAAUAAUACAUCUGGUUUUGUGUGCACAUGUUCUUGUGGAUUUUUAACGCUUUCAUGCGAAGAGCAUAGGCACUAGAUUGUUAAUGUGUAAAAGUUUAUGUAUAAACCUUCUUACAUGUUUUUAUAACGGAACUUUGAAGCGUUUCACUCU